Ilyonectria robusta is the source of this 1775-nucleotide messenger RNA. RefSeq lists its product as uncharacterized. The record is from RefSeq and is a predicted model, not a curated record. Bases 145 to 1686 code for a protein of 513 amino acids. The transcript is spliced from 5 exons. NCBI's taxonomy places the organism in Eukaryota, Fungi, Ascomycota, Sordariomycetes, Hypocreales, Nectriaceae.
GUCGAUUGUUCCCUGAGCCGAUUCUUCAUGUGGCCUUAGCUAGUAACGGAAUUCCGAAGAUGUCUAACGAACACCCGCCCUUCACUCAAACAUGACGAGUAAUCCGUUCUCCAUCUAUCGCUCAGAGACAUUCGACAACAGUUGAUGAUGGAGCCCCCAAAGAAGAGACGCCUCCUCUUCUUGCAUGCCGAUAAUCCUACUCAACGUCGCACCCGCAGCCAGUCGCUCGACUCCAAGGUGCGUCGCCAUCUCAUGGCCGACAUUGGGAGGUCCCGAAGGAAGCCACCAAAAGCCUCUCCAUUCGUGACUUUAGUAUGGCAUGCGGAAACGCCAAGGGCUCAAUCGAACACCCGCCAAGGUGAAGAUUCGACGAGUCGAGAGAUCCGAGAUGACCAUGCACAAGCUCCAGCGAAAGAUUUAGUCGCACCAUAUCAUACUGCUGCACCAUAUGCAACGCCGCCCAUUUUACAUGCAUUAUCCGUUUUCGAGAAGGAAUGGGGAGAGGAUUGGUUCUCAGCAUACGGAUUCACUCUAAUCAUGGUCGCAGGAAACAACGCAAUGAGCUCUACUCGCUCUACAAACACCUUCUGGUUCCCAUUCGCCUUUAGAAAAUCCGCCUUUCUUCACCACUACCAACAGAUUUUCAAUUCACCCAACGUCCUUAUUCCAUUAUACCGGAGGUCCGCUAGGGAGCUCAGAUCUCUGGCGUUGGAACGCUCUCUAGUGACGAUUCAGUGUGUUGAAUCUAGGCUUGCCAGCUCCGAUUUAAGUAGCGCGACGUCCGAGAGUGUAAUAAAUGCGGUGCUGGCAAUGGUUUGCUACAAUUUUACAAGCUUGGAUUUUGACCAGGCGAUGAUCCAUGUCAAGGGCAUGUGGAUGGUGAUUGCGGCAAGAGGUGGCAUCUCUACCUUGGAGGCCAACCAGGACCUGAUGCUCAUGAUUUCAUGGGUGGACAUUACUGCAGCAUUGCUCCACGACACAAAACCUCUGUUCCCAUUAUCCAAGGCCAUGACCAGUGCAAGCAUAUCUUACUCGGGCUUAGAGAUGCUGCCCGGUCCACUACCCAGCGUCCUCAUCGACGAGAACAAGCAGGAUACGCGGUUCAUGGGCGUCAUGUCCUGCAUAGGUGAUCUGAAUGAGAUUGCCACGCUGCUCCAGUUCGAGCUGGCGACCAAAGGUGAUGCGAUCUGGGAUGAUGAAGAGCAGAUGGGUUUUCUCAUCAACCCAGUCACUCACCACUUGCUCGAUCAGCAACCAACAAGAUCGCCAGAGCCAAUGACGCAUUGUGACGUUAUUUCGGAGGCGCUUCGGCUCGGUGCCAUCAUCUGGAUCAUACGGGUGAAGCGAAGAUGUCGCUCCUAUCCCGGAACAGUUGAAGCACGCAUCUCAACGUUGCUAAAGAUGCUGUCGGGCGAGCUCAACGCGGAACUUGUCUGGAACAGUCCUGGCCUAUGGCUUGUCCGACUUUGGCUGCUCGUUCUCUGCAGCAUUAGUGAACCUAGUGAGGAAGACCUCGCGACCGCGAUGAGGAUGAUAGGCAACGAAAUGAGAGAGCCGAGGGCGGCAUCGUGGGAUGAAAUCAUGUCAGGUAUCCGCCAGAUGCCCUGGGUGGACAUUUUCGAGACUCCGUGUGCUGAAAUUGGGCAGCGGCUUAUGAGGGAUUACCUUUUGUAUAUUGUUGAAUGAAUUGAACGUGUAUUCCUCCCGUAAAUACCAGCAGCCGCAGUUACUCAGGCCGCAGAAGAGAUAGACUGGACAGGAUGCGCCUAUCGCUA